AUGGCUUCCGCUGCCGUAUCCUCCAUCUCAAACCAGGCUCAGCCUGAUUUCAAAGUCGCAACUUUCCCUGUCUCUCCUGCUGAUUUGCACAAGCAUCAUGUCAACACGACAUUGAACUACUACAAGCCCGCUGCAGAUGGCUCACCCCCAAAACCCAGCAUCAGUGGCAAGCCCGAGACCUAUGAACGUGAGACUGAAACAUUGGAAGUAACUAUCCAUGAUAUAUCCGGAAGUGAAUUGGACUAUACGCUCGACAAAAACGGGUUCCAGCUUUACUACCACGAGAGCAAGCAGAAGCUCUUUGUAGAUGAGGACGAGAUCAAGAAUGAGUAUUACCCGGAGACGGAGCAGUUGUUGAAAGAUGCAACUGGUGCAUCCAAGAUUUUCAUCUUUGAUCACACAAUCCGUCGUCCCGAAGCGUCUCCUAGCGGGCUCCGUGGUCCCGUUCAACGCGUACAUAUCGAUCAAAGCUACCAAGCAUCUAAGAACCGCGUCACAUACCAUUUACCCGACGAAGCCGAAACCUUACUCAAAGGCCGCUAUCAAAUAAUCAACGUCUGGCGACCCAUCAAGACAAUCUACAGAGACCCCUUAGCCGUCGCAGAUGCCCACUCCGUCCCGGACAGUGACCUCGUCCCCGUAAAACUCAUCUAUCCUAACCGUGAGGGAGAAACGUAUACCGUCAAACCAAACAAAGCGCACAAAUGGUAUUACCGUUAUGGCCAAACGCCUAAUAUUGUGACGUUGAUCAAAUGUUUUGAUUCGAAGUUGGAUGGGCGGGCAAGACGUGUUCCGCAUACGGCUUUUGUGAAUCCGGAGACUGCGACGCCCGAGUAUCCUGCGAGAGAGAGUAUUGAGAUUAGGGCUCUGGUGUUUCAUCCUGAUGAUACGUAUUGA
This is a messenger RNA of Talaromyces stipitatus ATCC 10500, 897 nucleotides long. RefSeq lists its product as uncharacterized. The transcript has 2 exons. Bases 1 to 897 code for a protein of 298 amino acids. Gene Ontology annotation, molecular function: oxidoreductase activity. NCBI's taxonomy places the organism in Eukaryota, Fungi, Ascomycota, Eurotiomycetes, Eurotiales, Trichocomaceae. The record is from RefSeq and is a predicted model, not a curated record.